GGGGGCGGGUCCUCGGGCCGCACCCACGCAGGCUCUGUAAGGUCUCAGGCUUUGCGCUUCAGGGUCCGCAGAAGGACCCGGCCGGGCAGCGCCUCUGAGCCCCGACCCCAGGCGGCGCGGGCCGGUUCUGGCUCAGGGUGACGAGGUCCGCGCCCGACGCCCCCGCGCGGCCCGGGAAGGAGGCGCCACGGAGCGCGGUCCCCGCCUCGGUCCGCGCCGAGCCCCGGGGUGAGCGGGGAGGAGACCGAGCGCGCCGCAGUGCGAGCUGCGACCCCACCGGCCCGCGGGACCGGGGUCCCCGCGCCGCCUCGGCCUCCGGCCCCGCCCAUCCCGCCCUCGGCGCGGCUCCACUCGCGGCGGGCGCGGCGGGACUCAGGUGGAGAUGCGCGGGCGCGCGGCGAGCUGGGGCGCGCGGCUGCUGCUGCUGCUGCUGCUGCUGGGCUGCGCGGGGCUGCGCGGGGGCCUGGGCUCCUCGCUGCUGACAGGUUCUGUUGCAAAAUGUGAAAAUGAAGGGGAGGAGCUCCAGAUCCCGUUCAUCACAGACAACCCGUGUAUAAUGUGUGUGUGCCUGAACAAGGAAGUGACGUGCCGGCGGGAGAAGUGCCCAGUGCUGCCUCGGGACUGUGCCCUGGCCGUCAAGCAGAGAGGCGCCUGCUGUGAGCGCUGCAAAGGCUGCACCUAUGAAGGAAACACCUACAACAGCUCCUUCAAAUGGCAGAGCCCAGCCAAGCCCUGUGUCCUGCACCAGUGCCAGGAGGGCGUCGUGACAGAGUCUGAGGUGCACUGUGUUGUUCACUGUAGAAACCCAGUGGAGCACCCGGGAGCCUGCUGCCCCACCUGUCCAGGCUGCGUGUUUGGAGGUGUGCAGUACCGGGAGGGAGAGGAGUUCCAACCGGAAGGGAGCAAGUGCACCAAGUGUUCCUGCCUCGGAGGCAGGACACAGUGCGUGAGAGAAGUCUGUCCCAUUCUCUCUUGUCCCCAGCACCUUAGUCACACUCCCCCAGGACAGUGCUGCCCCAAAUGUUUGGGUCAGAGGAAAGUGUUUGACCUGCCUUUUGGGAGCUGCCUCUUUCGCAGUGACGUGUAUGACAAUGGGUCUUCAUUUCUGUAUGACAACUGCACAACAUGUACCUGCAAGGACUCCACUGUGGUGUGUAAGAAGAAGUGCUCCCACCCCGGCAGCUGUGACAGAGCCAAGGAGGCCUGCUGCGAGCAGUGCCUGCUGCAGGUGCUCCCAGAAGAUGUCAGCGUGUGCAAGUUUGGCAACAAGAUUUUCCGGGAGGGCGAGGUGUGGUCCUCAGCUAACUGCACCAUCUGUGCCUGUGUGAACGGCAAGACGGAGUGUCACAGGAAGCAGUGCGUGUCCAUCAGCAGCUGCCCGCAGGGCAGAAUUCUCAACAGAAAAGGAUGCUGCCCGAUUUGCACUGAAAAGCCCGGCGUCUGCACGGUGUUUGGAGACCCUCACUACAACACUUUUGACGGCCGGACCUUUAACUUUCAGGGCACGUGUCAGUACGUGUUGACGAGAGACUGCGCCUCCCCUGCCUCACCCUUCCAGGUGCUGGUGAAGAACGAUGCCCGGCGGACGCGCUCCUUCUCCUGGACCAAGUCGGUGCAGCUGGUCCUGGGCUCCAGCAUCGUCAGCCUGGAGCAGCACCUGGCCGUGCGCUGGAACGGCUCCCGUGUGGCACUGCCCUGCGAUGGGCCACACUUCCGUGUGGAUCUGGAGGGCUACCUGCUGAAGGUGACCACCCGAGCAGGUUUAGAAAUAUCCUGGGAUGGAGACAGCUUUGUGGAGGUCAUGGCUGCCCCUCAUCUCAAGGGCAAGCUGUGCGGUCUCUGUGGCAACUACAAUGGACACAAACGUGACGACUUAAUCGGUGGAGAUGGGAGCUUCAAGUUUGACGUGGAUGACUUUGCCGAGUCUUGGAGGGUGGAGUCCAAUGAGUUCUGCAAUAGACCUCGAAGGAGACCGGUGCCCGAGCUGUGCCAGGGGACAGUGAAAGUGAAGCUGCGAGCCCAUCGAGAGUGCCAGAAGAUCAAGUCCCGGGAGUUCCAGACCUGCCACUCCGCGGUGGACUACACCACUUUUUACCGGUCCUGUGUGACAGACAUGUGCGAGUGUCCAGCCCACAAAAACUGUUACUGUGAGUCAUUUCUGGCCUAUGCCCGAGCCUGCCAGAGAGAAGGCGUCAGGGUUCCCUGGGAGCCACAGCGGCACUGCACAGCCACCCAGUGCAAGCACGGCGCUGUGUAUGACACCUGUGGCCCGGGGUGUGUGAAGACCUGUGACACCUGGAAUGAGAUCGGUCCUUGCAACAAGCCGUGUGUGGCAGGCUGCCACUGUCCAGCAGACUUGGUCCUGCACAGGGGACGAUGCAUCAAGCCAGUCCUUUGUCCUCAACGGUGACCUCUGUGCCAGCCAUUGAGACUGCAACCUGGUGUCCCUGACACUGAAGUAGAAGAGCCAGGGAAAGACUGCUGUGCAUGUGUGCCUGACUCCGCACACAGAGUACGUAUGUGUAAAUACAUAGAGGUAUAGGUGUAUUCCAACAUUUCAUCAUUUAUAUGGACUACAGUGCAGUAUUAUAUGUAUAUUUUUUGCUAUAAGAAACGUGUUGUUACUGGGAUCCUAAUCUGUAAGCCAUUGGAUACGCUGUACAGACACUCCAGGGGCAUUUAAUUUAACAGGCAGCAAUGCAGACCUCGGGGGUGACUGUGCCAUCACAAACUUUUCUCAUUCUUAAGGAAGUUUCCUAAGGACCCUCAGCUGCUGCAUUCAUUUUAGCUUGGAGUCAAUGUUUGUCACUGAGAAAUAUAUUUCUUUGGAGAAGGGCACAUGUAUUUGGGGACGUUUCAUGUUUGCAGAGACAGGACUGUGCCUGAGAGAGAUGACAGGAGACUGGGAGAGGCCCCUACGAUGCCUGCAAAGCAAGGGGUGGGCUGCUAGGUUUCACUGGGCCAUGGUCUGAUAUAGUUUGUAAAACUGGCUGUCACCAAGAAAUACGGGUGUGUCACUAGUGCAAGAGUCCUCCAGCCUCCUUAUUAUAUACAUCUGUGUGGUAGAUGUGAUCACUUGUGUGUCAUGUGUUGAGAUGAAGGAGUAUCCAGGUGGCCUGUUCGUGGUAUUGAGCACGAGGAGUUUGGAGAAAACAUUGCACAACAGAUGAAAAUAUCCUUGUCUCUGAUUCUCAGAGCAAUCCAGGGAGGAGAUGGAGGCCCUCUACCCUUCGGGAUAGCCCAUGUGUAAAACAAACGCCUUUGAUUGUCUCUAGAGGGUUCCUGUCUCAUGCUAUUUGCCUAUGUCCUAGUUAUUAGGUGGGGGAGACUUACUCACCAGUUGCCUUAACAUCAUUCUAAGCAAAGAACGUUCUGUGUACUUUCUCCAAUUUGCCAAUAAUGUCGCUGCCAGUCACCAUGUGAUUUUCCUGACUUGCUUUCUGUUAAACAAGUGAAAUUGUCAACAAAAAACAAAACCCACUGAUGUCUAAAAAUAAAAUGUUCUGCACUGUAGUAAAUAAAUGGAUCAACCAAGGCA
Molecule: messenger RNA, 3538 nt
Organism: Cavia porcellus (domestic guinea pig)
Lineage: Eukaryota; Metazoa; Chordata; Mammalia; Rodentia; Caviidae
Product: BMP-binding endothelial regulator protein
Exons: 15
Coding region: 383-2410 (675 amino acids)
Cellular component (GO): extracellular region
Molecular function (GO): protein binding
Source: RefSeq, a predicted model, not a curated record